Molecule: messenger RNA, 4244 nt
Organism: Condylura cristata (star-nosed mole)
Lineage: Eukaryota; Metazoa; Chordata; Mammalia; Eulipotyphla; Talpidae
Gene: SEMA4B
Product: sema domain, immunoglobulin domain (Ig), transmembrane domain (TM) and short cytoplasmic domain, (semaphorin) 4B
Exons: 17
Coding region: 1-3633 (1210 amino acids)
Biological process (GO): axon guidance; positive regulation of cell migration; neural crest cell migration
Molecular function (GO): chemorepellent activity; semaphorin receptor binding
Source: RefSeq, a predicted model, not a curated record
AUGCGCGGGGGCCUUCUAGGGGGAUACCUGGGCCGCUUCCUCCAGUGUCCCCUGGCCCAGCUGUGCGGGGGCUUCUGGCGGUGGCAGCUGCCUGGAGAGCGGCUGGGCGCACGCCCCUGCGAGGAGCAGCCGCUGCCCAGUCUCUCCGGAGGGGACGGGCCGCAGGUGUCCAGGCCGGGCCUCCCGCGGAACAGCGCUUUGACCCAGGAGGCCCCCGGGAGGAGCUUGUCCCGCGGAAAUAACAGCGCAGCGGCGGAAGGUGGGUCCGUGGGUCAUGAGAACGAGACGUCGGACACGGCCGACCACGGCCGGCCACGCUGUGGCGCGCACAUCACGGGCAGCUCUGCCCGCUCAGUGGCAGGCCACCCGGAGGGGCGCUCGUCCCUACGGAGGCCGCGUCCAGAGCGGACCGCAGAACAGCCCGAGCGCGAGGCAGGAGCCUGGCAGACGCCGAGCGGGCGCCUGGAGACGGGCAGACUUCGCGUCAGGUCUCCCCAGGACCCCGGGCCCAGCUCGGACAGUGGGCAUGAGGGUCGUGCCAGCGUCGCCGCGGCCCAGACCUGCUGCCCACCCCCGCUGCCCGUGGCCCCUCACCGUGGCGGCCGGCGGAGUGGGAACAAGCCGCCCGCACCCGUUCGAGACCCGCAGGAAAGCGGUUUUGGGGAAAGUGGCUCGUGUGUGGGGAAACAAAGCUGCAUCCCUGACGUGUCACUGCACGGAGGGGCGGGCGGGCGGCGGGAGACGCCGCAGCCAGUGAGGCGGGUCGGCGAGACGCCCGAGCUGGGCAGGACCCCGCAGUGGCCGGCCGGCGUCCUUGGGCAGCCGGCCCGUGGAGGCUGGGCCCGGCCUGGCCCCGGUCUCCGGGGCCCCUCCAUGCUGGCCGUGCGCCCCCGCGGGGUUCAGACCCUGCCCGCCUUCGGCUCCGCCCUGCCGUCCCCCGCAGGGCUCACAGGGACAGUGUGGGCUGGUGGAGCUGCCACGCCUCCGGUGGCCUUGCUGUGUCCACUGCGGGACGGGGCCCUGCGUGAGGCUUCCUGUGGGACGGGUCACCUGCUGCGGUGCCGGGGACUGGCCCGGCGGGUCAGUCUAGCCGGUGGCCGGCCCACCCUGGGGCGCCCCAGCACCCCCCAGGCUGCCUCCCCCGGCACCCCCAGGGGCAGCGAGGGCCCUGCCUUGGCCUUCGGGAAUGGGGACCUGCCGCUGGGGGCGGUCGUGGCCACGGCCCUGUGUGGGAGCGCAGCCGCCCAGGCGUGGACGCGGGAGGGGCGGCCGUGGCGCUCGGGCCAGGCGCCUCGCGCAGGACGGCGGGGCGGGGACGUCGUGUGCCGGACAUGGACGCUCCGGGGCUUCCUGGCGGGAAAUUUUUCUCCUGAGGUUGGGGCCUCAGCCGCUGGGCCGCUGCUGCAGUCCCGUCGCGUCAGGGAGCGCUCGGCGGCCCCCCCGCGGACACCCUCGGGGCCGAGUCUGGGCCCGCUGCGGGCCUGGCUUCCUCCCCGACCGCCCCCUCCCCAGCGGGACUGUCAGAACUACAUCAAGAUCCUCCUGCCGCUCAACAGCAGCCACCUGUUCGCGUGCGGCACUGCGGCCUUCAGCCCCCUGUGCACCUACAUCAGCCUGGCGAACUUCACUCUGGCUCGGGACGGGGCGGGGAAAGUCCUCCUGGAGGAUGGCAAGGGCCGUUGUCCCUUCGACCCCAACUUCAAGUCCACGGCCCUGGUGGUUGAGGGCGAGCUGUACACCGGAACGGUCAGCAGCUUCCAGGGGAACGACCCGGCCAUCUCCCGCAGCCAGACCACGCGGCCCACCAAGACCGAGAGCUCCCUCAACUGGCUGCAAGACCCUGCGUUCGUGGCCUCGGCCUACAUCCCCGAGAGCCUGGGCAGCCAGGAGGGGGACGACGACAAGAUCUACUUCUUCUUCAGCGAGACGGGCCAGGAGUUCGAGUUCUUCGAGAACACCAUCGUGUCCCGCGUCGCCCGCGUCUGCAAGGGCGACGAGGGCGGCGAGCGGGUCCUGCAGCAGCGCUGGACGUCCUUCCUGAAGGCCCAGCUGCUGUGCUCGCGGCCGGAGGACGGCUUCCCGUUCAACGUGCUGCAGGACGUCUUCACGCUGAGCCCCAGCCCCCAGCACUGGCCCCAAACCCUCUUUUACGGGGUCUUCACCUCCCAGUGGCACCGGGGCAGCAGCGAGGGCUCAGCCGUCUGCGUCUUCACCAUGGACGACGUGCGGAGGGCCUUCGAGGGCCUGUACAAGGAGGUGAACCGCGAGACGCAGCAGUGGUACACGGCCCCGGGCCCCGUACCCUCGCCCCGGCCCGGCGCGUGCAUCAACAACCAAGCCCGCGAGAAGAGGAUCAGCUCGUCCCUGCAGCUCCCCGACCGGGUGCUCAACUUCCUCAAGGACCACUUCCUGAUGGACAGGCAGGUGCGCAGCCAGAUGCUGCUGCUGCAGCCCCGGGCCCGCUACCAGCGAGUGGCCGUCCAGCGCGUCCGCGGCCUGGACCGCACCUACGACGUGCUGUUCCUGGGCACCGGUGACGGCUGGCUGCACAAGGCGGUGGUGGUGGGCAGCCGAGUGCACGUCAUCGAGGAGCUGCAGCUCUUCCCCGAGGGACAGCCGGUGCACAGCCUGCUGCUGGAUGCACAGGGGGGGCUGCUCUACGCUGCGUCCCACUCGGGCGUCGUCCAGGUGCCCGUGGCCAACUGCAGCCUGUACCGGAGCUGCGGGGACUGCCUGCUGGCCCGGGACCCCUACUGCGCGUGGACCAACUCCGGCUGCACGCCCACCCGCCUGCGCCAACCUGAGCCGGCCUCCAGGCUGUGGGUCCAGGACAUCGACGGGGCCAACACCGGGGACCUCUGCAACGUGACCAGGCCCUUGUCUCGUAAGGCGGAGGGUAACAAGUCUUGCAAGCAAGUCCACUUCGAGCCCCACACGGUGAACACCUUGCCCUGCCCCCUCCUGUCCAGCCUGGCCAGCCGGCUCUGGCUGCACAAUGGGGUGCCGGUCAAUGCCUCGGCCACCUGCCACGUGCUGCCCUCUGGGGACCUGCUGCUGGUGGGCAGCCAGCGGGAACCGGGCGAGUUCCAGUGCUGGUCCCUGGAGGAGGGCUUCCGGCAGCUGGUGGCCAGCUACUGCCCAGUGGUGGAGGACGUGGCAGCCGACCACGCCGACCAGGGACGCAGCGUGCCCGACAUCAACACGUCGCAGGUGAGCGCUCCGGCCGCCGGCCACGCCAGCUGGGGCGGGGGCCGGUCCUACUGGACUGAGUUUCUGGUGAUGUGCACGCUCUUCGUCCUCGCCGUGAUGCUGCUCGUCUUGUUCCUGCUCCACCGGCACCGGGGCAACAUGAAAGUCUUCCUGAAGCAGGGCGAGUGUGCCAGUGUGCACCCCAAGCCCCGCCCCAUAGUGCUGCCCCCCGAGACCCGGCCGCUCAAUGGCGUGGGCCCCCCGAGCAUCCCGCUCGACCACCGAGGCUACCAGGCCCUGUCGGACAGCUCCCCGGGGCCCCGGCCGGUCACCGAGUCCGAGAAGAGGCCGCUCAGCCUGCAGGACAGCUUCGUGGAGGUGUCCCCGCUGUGUCCCCGGCCACGGGUACGGCUGGGCUCCGAGAUCCGGGACUCGGUGGUGUGAGCGGACGAGACGGCCACCCUGGCCCGGAGCCCGAGCACCAAACCCUCAGCUGAGCUCUGCCCCUGCGGACACACGUGGCACCUGGCCCCGGGGCGGCAGAGCCGCUGCCCGCGGUGGCCACGAGCCUGCGCUGGCCCGGCCCUGGUGCAGACUAGCCGGGCGCCACGCAGGCCCAGCCGCGUCUGCGAGAACCAGGCCCUUCGUGGAAACUGUGAAGGCUGAGGACGGUGAGGAAAGCAGCGGUGGACACUCUCGGACUCCCAGCAGCCGGCUCCUCCCCGAGCCUGCUGCCAGCUGACCUUACAGGGGCCGGGCCCGGGCAGCCCCAGGGGCCUGCUGUGCCGCCCCGCCGCCUCAGGGACAGAGGACUGGGUUGGCAUGCGGCCUCACCUGGCCCUGAGCUCCGACCUACCUCCCGCCGUCUCUGACCCGUCGGCCGUGGACACUGCGGGCCUGGGGUGACCGUUCGCAGCGUUCUCGUGGUUCAGGGAAGAUACACUCCUGCCCUCCUGCACCCCAGCCCAGGGCUCCCCAUCUCUCCCCACAUCCUCCCUCGUCUUGAACUGUCACACCUUGUGUGCGCCCCUAAAAAAUACACUGCCCAGGACUGA